Molecule: messenger RNA, 879 nt
Organism: Caenorhabditis briggsae
Lineage: Eukaryota; Metazoa; Nematoda; Chromadorea; Rhabditida; Rhabditidae
Exons: 3
Coding region: 1-879 (292 amino acids)
Source: RefSeq, a predicted model, not a curated record
AUGAACUUUGCUUUUACAACCUUUGGCCCAUCUAAGCUUUUCUCCAGUUUAAUAGUCAUUACUCAUGAGAGUCAAUGUUUGUUGAAAAUUAAGAAAGCAACAACAAUGAAGCUUCUUAUUCUUGUUUUCUUGUUCACGGUGCCUUUUAUUGCUGCGAUUUUCCUCGAAGGUGGUGGUGGAGUAAGACAUCAUGGUGGAGGUGGUGGAUUCUCAUCAUCUUCCUCUUCUUCUGGAUCUUCUGGAUCUUCAGAAGAACAUGGACACCAUCAUGGGCAUAGGCCUCCAAGUAGACCACCCCAUAGACCACCACGACCACCCCAUAGACCACCACGACCACCCACCAGAGAGCAGUGUGAUGAUGGAUGGCUGGAAUUCCAGAGACCUAAUGGGAUUUGGUGUAUUUUGGUUGGUUUUUCGGGAGUAACCAAUGGAUGGUACUUUCAGCAAGAUGCUCAGAAUACUUGCACCGGUAUGGGACCAGUACUCACUGGAUUCCAAAAUGAAAACGAGCGUAUGAAAGUGGCAGGGGUGGCGCUGGACAAAUUGACAGCACUAGGACAGACUGUAGGAGGACUUUGGGUUGGAGCAACUAAUCUUCCGGGAUGCAGAGUUUUUAGCUGUGGACCCAAUAACACGUUUCAAUGGACCGAUGGAGAAACAACAGGAACUGAAGGUUUCAAGUGGGGGAUCGGGGAACCGGAUAACAGUAAUUGGCCAGGAGACACGGCUUGCAUUCAACAGUUCAUCGUUGCUCCAAACUAUGUCGGUAUGUGGAAACCUUAUUUUGUGAAUGGGGAUCUUGACAAGUAUCAAUGCGUUUCGCAAGCUACUCCACCGCCCAGAUUUUAUAUAUGCGGAAAGAGAGGAGUCCGCAGAUAG